This is a messenger RNA of Loxodonta africana (African savanna elephant), 1555 nucleotides long. RefSeq names its product opioid receptor kappa 1 (gene OPRK1). The transcript has 3 exons. The record is from RefSeq and is a predicted model, not a curated record. Gene Ontology annotation, molecular function: neuropeptide binding; dynorphin receptor activity. Gene Ontology annotation, biological process: G protein-coupled opioid receptor signaling pathway; sensory perception of pain; neuropeptide signaling pathway. Gene Ontology annotation, cellular component: plasma membrane; neuron projection. NCBI's taxonomy places the organism in Eukaryota, Metazoa, Chordata, Mammalia, Proboscidea, Elephantidae. The coding region runs from base 1 to 1143 and encodes 380 amino acids.
AUGGAGCCCCCGGUGCAGAUCUUCCGCGGGGACCCAGUCCCCACUUGCGCUCCGAGCGCCUGUCUGCUCCCCAACAGCAGCGGCUGGUUCCCCGGCUGGGCCGAGACAGACGGCAACGGCAGCGCUGGCCCCGAGGACGCGCAUCUGGAGCCCGCGCACAUCUCUCCGGUCAUCCCCAUCAUCAUCACCGCCGUCUACUCCGUGGUGUUCGUGGUGGGCUUGGUGGGCAACUCCCUGGUCAUGUUCGUGAUCAUUCGAUACACAAAGAUGAAGACAGCAACCAACAUUUACAUCUUUAACCUGGCUCUGGCAGAUGCUUUAGUGACUACAACCAUGCCCUUCCAGAGCACAGUCUACCUGAUGAACUCCUGGCCGUUUGGGGAUGUGCUAUGCAAGAUCGUCAUUUCCAUCGACUACUACAACAUGUUCACAAGCAUCUUCACCUUGACCAUGAUGAGUGUGGACCGCUACAUCGCCGUGUGCCACCCUGUCAAGGCGUUAGACUUUCGCACACCCUUGAAGGCAAAGAUCAUCAACAUCUGUAUCUGGCUCCUGUCAUCAUCUGUUGGCAUAUCUGCGAUAGUCCUUGGAGGCACCAAAGUCAGGGAAGAUGUGGAUAUCAUCGAGUGCUCCUUGCAGUUCCCAGAUGACGACUAUUCCUGGUGGGACCUUUUCAUGAAGAUCUGCGUCUUCCUCUUUGCCUUUGUGAUCCCUGUCCUCAUUAUCAUUGUCUGCUACACCCUGAUGAUCUUGCGCCUGAAGAGCGUCCGGCUCCUCUCUGGCUCCCGAGAGAAGGAUCGCAACCUCCGCCGGAUCACCAGGCUGGUCCUGGUGGUGGUGGCUGUCUUUGUGGUCUGCUGGACCCCCAUUCACAUCUUCAUCCUGGUGGAGGCUCUGGGGAGUACCUCCCACAGCACGGCAGCCCUCUCCAGCUACUACUUCUGCAUUGCCUUGGGCUACACCAAUAGCAGCCUGAACCCCAUCCUCUAUGCCUUCCUUGAUGAGAACUUCAAGCGGUGUUUCCGGGACUUCUGCUUUCCCAUUAAGAUGAGAAUGGAGUGCCAGAGCACUAGUCGGGUCAGAAAUACGGUUCAAGAGCCUGCUUACAUGCAGGAUGUGGAUGGGAUAAAUAAGCCAGUAUGACUAGUCGUGGAGAUGUCCUCUUAUAGUUCUGCAGGAAGAGAAGAGUUCAAUGAUCUAGGCUCAACUCAGAUUACAACUGCAGUCUGAGAUGAGAGAGGGAAUUUUUAACAGACUUUUAGAAAUCCUGUGGUCUGAAGUCAGCCAUUAGCAGCUCAGGUCAGUGGAUGCAGAAGGCCAGAGAGAGUAAAACGAAAGAUUGACCAAGCAAGUGGAAGCCCUCGCUGGGUUAGGAAAGCAAGGCUGACUCCCAGUUCCUACGCGAACAAAGAAACAAACCUUUUUGUUCCAGUAACCUAGUUCUAAUUCAGCACCCUUCUGCUGUGACCUUCAUAUGUAAUAUGGUUUCAAAAGCUCUGUUUAGAAAAAAAACAAAGAAAACGUUAGUUUCAGAAUUCAGUGGACAUUCAGUUGA